UCAAGAGAACAGGAAACCCAAGUUGACGGGAAACCCAAGUGACAUUUGGUUUUAAUGAAUGACUUAAAACCCCAAUAUUGCUCGCCAGGAAAUGGGGAGAGGAAAUUCAGCGAUGUUUUGAGAGUAUAAAUUAGGGGCUCCAUCAAGGUGAAGGCUGCAGAUCUGCUUUUUACCCUCCUGUGAAAUUCAACCGAGAGCUGGACCAAGAGGCCAGCAGCUCAUCUUCACAGCAUGCAAACCUGCUCAGCCCUGGUCGUGCUGCUCCUGGCUGCCAGCGCCCUGCCUGCCAGGUGCUCGCCUGCCGAGCCCAGCUGCCUCCACUUCUCCGAACUGCUGCCUGCAAAGCUCAAAGAGCUGAGGAUCAAGUUUGAGGAAAUUAAGGAUUACUUUCAAUCAAAAGAUGAUGAACUUAGCACCCAGUUGCUCAGCCCUGAACUGCUGAAUGAAUUUAAGGGGAUCUUCGGCUGCCAGACGAUGUCGGAGAUGAUGCGGUUCUACAUGGAGGAGGUCCUGCCCAGCGCCAUGAGGACCACCACGGACCAGCAGCAGAAAGUGGGCGACCUGGGCAACCUGCUGCUGAGCCUGAAGGCAACGAUGAAGCGCUGU
This is a messenger RNA of Pelecanus crispus (Dalmatian pelican), 606 nucleotides long. NCBI's taxonomy places the organism in Eukaryota, Metazoa, Chordata, Aves, Pelecaniformes, Pelecanidae. The record is from RefSeq and is a predicted model, not a curated record.